This is a messenger RNA of Sphaerulina musiva SO2202, 4653 nucleotides long. Its product is annotated as RNA polymerase II transcription factor B subunit 2. Gene Ontology annotation, biological process: nucleotide-excision repair. The coding region runs from base 423 to 1946 and encodes 507 amino acids. The transcript has a single exon. Gene Ontology annotation, molecular function: double-stranded DNA binding; ATPase activator activity. Gene Ontology annotation, cellular component: transcription factor TFIIH holo complex; transcription factor TFIIH core complex. Lineage: Eukaryota; Fungi; Ascomycota; Dothideomycetes; Mycosphaerellales; Mycosphaerellaceae. The record is from RefSeq and is a predicted model, not a curated record.
GAAAGACGAGAUGCUGGAGAUUUUUGGCGUGCUGAACAAGAUCAUGGAGCAUGUCCUUGGCAGUCCAGUCUUGUGAGUCUUGUCUGGCCGAUGCAACGUUCAGGUACUUACGGUAGCAUGCAUGAGCUUGCUGCACGAUGGCUAUUACUUAGCGUGUACGCCUGGAUGGUCCAAUAGACGAUUGGAAGUCCGAGUUUCUGAUGGGCAAAGAACUUGGAAGCGGAGUAAGCAAGAAAUCGCCAAGACUUAUUGAUUGAUGCCUGAGGCUUGAGGUCGGGCGGGAGGUUGCCGUCCCAGGCGUCACAGCGAAUCGAGGUCAUAACUGGACUUCUGCUUCUUCACCACUGCAACGAUGGCCUCGCACCACAGUGACACACUCUCUUGCACCGCUCGCCGGCGGCAUCGACUCCUCCUCCUCCACGAUGUCGUCCUCGGCGCAGCGGGCUUUGGAAUACCUCGAGCAGCUGCCCGGCACGACCUUCACCAAGCUGUACCAACAGCCAUCGACUGCGCUGGCCAUCUUCCGCCGCAUGCUGCCACACCUGGCUAAGACGAUGGUCAUGGCCCUGCUUUACCUGCCCCAGCCCUUUGCGGCCGCUGACCUGGACGCCUGGGUCAAGCCCGAUCACGACAGCACGCAGGCCAAGGAGCGAGCCCUGAGCAUUCUGCAGCGCCUCAAAAUUGUCUACGACGAGCCCUACCAGGGACGACCCGCCUAUCGACUCAGUCCCGCCUUUGGCAAGAGCCUGCGCAGCGCUCUGACAGGAAGUGGAACGCACAAUAGCUUUGGUGUGCCCUGUACCGAGCCCGAUAAGCAUCCCGUCACCGUCGACUACCUGGACACGUUUGCGCGUACGCAGUGGGAAGCCAUUCUGUAUUACGUCGUGGGGAGUGCCUCUGCGGGCCUGGGAGGCGGCGUGGACAUCUCUUCGGGCACACGCACGCUCCUCGAGACGGGCAAAUUCGUGGUGGUGAAGGGCGGAGGACGGCACAGAGCCAUCACCACCGACGGCUUCACCUUUCUGCUACAGGAUGUCAAUGCUCAAGUCUGGUCUCUGCUGAUUGUCUAUCUGGAAGUCUCGGGCGAUCUGCUGCAGAUGGACUCUGUUGAUGUGCUCUCCUUCCUCUUCACCCUGGGCUCCCUCGAAUUGGGCGUCAGCUACUCCACCUCCAAUCUCACGCCCACUCAACUGCAAAUGCUGGAUGAUCUGACUAACUUUGGCCUCGUUUACCGUCGCUCACCCUCCUCCGAUCGAUACUAUCCCACCCGCCUCGCCACGACUCUCACGUCCGAUGCCCCAGCUCUGCCCAACAACAGCUUCACCACCACCACUACCACCAACCAAAACGCCGAUCCCAACGAUCCAGCAGCCACAGCCUCUGAAAAAGGCUACAUCAUUCUCGAAACCAACUAUCGUCUCUACGCAUACACCUCGUCUCCUCUACCCAUAUCCAUACUCUCCCUCUUCGCCAGCCUCAACACGCGCUACCCCAACCUCAUCACCGCCAAAAUUACCAAAACUUCCAUCCAUACCGCCAUAGCCUCGGGAAUCACCUCGGACCAAAUCAUCUCCUAUCUGCAAACCCACGCGCACCCCAUUCUCCGCCGCCAAGCAGCUCUCAAUUCCGCUCCAAUCCUGCCUCCCACGGUAGUCGAUCAAAUCCGUCUCUGGCAAAUUGAAGGCGAACGAAUGAAGUCCACCAAGGGAUACUUGAUUCGAGACGUGGGGACGGAAGACGAUUACACCAAAGCAGUACAGUACGCAGAAGCACUGGGGAUCUUGGUCAAGGAGUUUCAUCACAGGAGAGCAUUCUUUGUGACGAGAAUGGAGCAGAUGAGUGCGUAUUUCAAAGCGCAGGCGCAGAGGAAGAGGGAGGCGAAAGAGCUAGCCGCCGCCGCCGCUGCUGGUGGUGGGCCUUCUACCACUGCUGCGAGAAAGGGGUGAUGACGACGACGACAAUGGGAAAGAAUUUCAAAAGACAUAGCGAGGCGUUUCGGAGCUCAUCAAAAUGGAGACUACUAGGAAAGGACAGGAGUAAUGACUUUUUUUAUUACUCGAAUGGGCGGAGCAUUGAGGAGUGAGUUGGGUACAGGUACACAUGGCGCUUCGCUGGAUAAUGGACGGGGCAGGGACUAGAAGAGCAUUCGACAUUAUGCAUUGCAAUAAUUCUGUGAGUAUAGCAAAUCUUGUAUCACCAUCAUCUUCGUCGUCGUCACAUCUGCUUCCCAUCUCCACCAGGAGAUGCAUUGGCAGCGUGUUUCCCACACAUUACCCAUCAUCACCGGGCUUUGACACCCAGUCUCCAGCUUUCUUAACAUGCAGUGCACAAUAACGCUCCGCCUCUCCUCUCCACUCUCUUGCCGUCUAGAAGAAUCCCCCCACCACAGCAGCCUCCACAGGCGCAACGACAUGCGCACGGUCGGACACAUGUCCCACCUUCUGCCUCCGUCCCAACAAUCGAUCCAUAAACUUCGUCUUCCUCAUCUCACUCGGCGGCGGCGGUGACGGCGUGUAUUCAUCACCCCUCAAACUCAUUUCCAGCGCACAAGUUCGAACCUCACUGCUGCUCCAGUUGCUCUCCAGUGGCUUGGCUAGUUCCGGAAGGGCCAGCGCCUUGGCCACCGCCUUUUGCCACAUGAAAAAAGACUGCUCUGCUUCUACCGUGGCACAUAACGAGAAGAGUUGCUCCACGGCACGGCGCAUACGAAGACUAUUCGCUUCCGACGUGUGAAUCCUAUCCGUGUCGGAUUUCGACACAUGCUCACCGGACAGAUCUGUUGCAGCGAGCUCCUCGUUUCGAAAACGGUCGUUGAGCGAUGAGAAGCGGCCUGUCCAGUAGGCAGCGGGCUGAGCAGUCAAGACCUGGCAGUAGAUUAGCAUGUGUGGCGAAGGGACAGCAGGAAAGUGACCCACCGCUCCAGGCUUGAGCUUGACGGACUCUGCUCUGGCCCUGCUCGUCCGCUGCGGCCGCUCUUGCAUGACCACUGACGUCUGGCUGGACGAUAGCCGUGCAUGGCCGGAGGAGUUGCUGAAACCUCUGGUGGUACGGGUGGCCUUCAGUAGAACUUCAGUGGAAGGUGAACUGGCUGGUGGAGGUGUUGGUGCUUGACGCGCGGACAUGAGGCGAGUCUGUUUGAUGGCGGCGCCAUAUGAGUUUCGCACAUUGGUCGUGUUCGUCAAGACUGGCUGGGAAUUCCAUCGCUGCACUGGUUUGCCUGGCGUUGGCGCCCUCUCUUUCGUACUGCGGUAUGCUGGACUACUGUCAGACUUCUGUGUCAUACGCAUGCUGUUCGGACCGGAAUGAGAGACGUCCAAGCGCUUCUGGUUGGCGAGACUCGCUUUGCGCUCGGUGAAGACUGCCACGUCUCUCUCGCUGUCUUCAGACCAACCUUGUCGGCUGCUGCAUGCAAAAAGAUUCUCAUCGUAAGGCGUGAGUGGCUUGAUGGGACUGAGGGAGAUGUUCUCCUUGAAGGCCGUCAUGCGUGGCACACUGGGCUCCCUCUGCAGUCCAUUCUGGAGCAGCGGCACGGUGUCGGAUCUGACUAGCUUCUUGCGCGUCUUGUCAUCGACGGGAACCAGGCGGUUGCUGGUCGACUGCUUGCGAAGGUUGAAGGUGGGCGUGGGAAGUCGUGACGGCGGCACUUCGUCAUUGGUGUGCAAGGGCAGUCGAGCAUGCGACUUGGACAGCUGGAGCUUGCUCGCUGCAGACUUCUUGGCUCUACUGGGAAGGGGAAGGUUGCUGAAUGUCCUGCUCCUAGGCAUGCCUCCGAUCGGGUCGUCUGGCAGGCAGAUGUAGCUGCCCCUGCGCGUGGGCAGUGUCGCUGGCACGGGCGGCGCGUGGUCGAAGCCGUCGCUCUCGCCGGAAAAGUCGGACUUGUUGCCGUCACGUUUGCGAUCUGGCGCGUUAGCUGCUGUGCUGGACAGAGAUAGGAUGCUGGUGGUGGUAGACGGCGAGUGUUCGGGAUUGGAGGAGGUGUUGUUGCUGCGGCGCCGGUUGAACUGAUGCAUCAGAGACUGCAGAGAGGCGAUGGAAGACAGGCGCCGCAGCGAGCUCCGUCGAGACUCGGGCGGUGUCUCGUGUGACUGGCUCUUGCGCGCGAGCAUCGUGUAUGAAUUGUUUGAUGGAUGGCCGGAUGGACGGAUGGAAGGAUUUGGAGGAUGGAUGGAUGGAAGGGCAGAGAGGGCGAGGAAGGUGGAAGGGCGUGAGAGAUAGACUCACCAUUUCGGUUGGAAAGUGCGAGGUCACGACCACGACCACGACCACGAUCCCGUCCGUGUCCACGUCCACUGGUAGACGCAGACGCAGGUGCGGGUGCGGGUUUAGGCGCAGGCCUUUGGAGGGUAUUCGCGAUGCGGAUGGCUCCUGGAUCCAUAUUCCAAGAGAGGAAUGAAGCGACUGCCGAGACUGGUAACAGAAGUUAGUAAGUAGACGCAACGUCAAUUGACGACGACGACGAUGGUGAUGGCGGUGGCAGUGGCAAUGGCAAUGACAAUAGAAUGGCAAAUAGACAUGUGUGGUAUCAGAGGGACUAAGGUUCGAGGUACCCAAAGAAAAGCCCACCAACUUGAAAGAUAAAUUCUAAUGCCAAGUACGGUAGGUACCUGAGGUUAGGUAGGUAGAUAUCCAUAUGGGGAAAUCAAGUGAAGCGAG